GAGGUGAAACGGAGAACUUCGAACGGAGAGGAGGCAGCUAUAACAGAGUGAGCGAGGCAGAGCGGGAGGCAGAGCGCGCCGAGCCGAGGCGGGAGGCACACGCGGCACGCGCUGUGAAAAUGCCCACCAGCUUCACGGUGGUCCCGGUGGAGGACGGCAGGCAGGCGGCCCAGGAGAAUGACGAAUACGCGGUCCUGGAUGAGGAGGGGGACGAAACGGAGCUGUCCCCGGGACCCCUCUCAGGAGAUGGAAUCCCAAAGGAAAGCAGUCCAUUCAUCAACAACACAGACAACGACAAAGCAAACAUGUAUGAUGGGAAGAACAUGGCUCUCUUUGAGGAAGAAAUGGACAGUACCCCAAUGGUGUCGUCACUGCUCAGCAAACUGGCCAACUACACCAACCUCACACAGGGGGUCAUUGAGCACGAGGAGGCCGAAGAUGACGAAGGGGCGAAGAAGAAAACUGUCAAGAGUCCACAGAUGGGCACCUUCAUGGGUGUGUAUCUACCCUGCUUGCAGAACAUCCUGGGUGUCAUCCUGUUCCUCCGUCUCACCUGGAUUGUGGGCACAGCAGGGAUUAUGGGCUCCUUAACCAUUGUCUCUAUGUGCUGUGCAUGUACCAUGCUGACAGCCAUAUCAAUGAGUGCCAUUGCUACAAAUGGCGUAGUUCCAGCUGGUGGCUCCUACUACAUGAUCUCAAGAUCUCUAGGCCCUGAGUUUGGAGGAGCUGUGGGAUUGUGCUUUUACCUGGGCACCACCUUUGCUGGCUCCAUGUACAUCCUUGGAACCAUUGAAAUUCUUCUGACCUACAUAGUGCCCAGUGCGGCCAUCUUCAGAGCUGAGGAGAAGGAGCAGGAGCUCGAAGCCCUGCUGAACAACAUGCGGGUCUACGGCACCUGCUGCCUCACUCUCAUGUCCGUGGUGGUCUUCGUGGGGGUGAAGUACGUCAACAAGCUAGCCCUGGUUUUUCUCGCUUGCGUGGUACUCUCCAUCCUGGCCAUCUACGCAGGGGUCAUCAAGACCACCUUCGAUCCCCCCAACUUCCCCAUCUGUUUGCUGGGCAACCGCACCCUGCAGAGGCACAGCUUUGACAAAUGCCUUAAGACAGAGGAGAUCGACAAUGUGACCGUCACCACCAAGCUCUGGGGGCUCUUCUGCAACAGCUCGGAUCUCAGCGCCGCCUGCAACGAGUAUUUCGUCCUCAACAACGUAACAGAGAUCCAGGGUAUCCCGGGUUUGCUGAGCGGGGUCAUCUCAGAUAACAUGUGGGGGGAGUACGGACCCCUGGGCAUGCUGGUGGAGAAGAAGAACUGCCCCUCUGUACAAGCCUCAGACAACUCCAAUGACAUGUACAUGCCCUAUGUGGCCAACGACAUCGCCACCUUCUUCACCCUCCUGGUGGGAAUCUACUUCCCCUCUGUCACUGGAAUCAUGGCUGGUUCAAACCGCUCCGGAGACCUGCGAGACGCCCAGAGGUCCAUUCCCAUCGGAACCAUCCUGGCCAUAGCAACCACUUCUUUCAUCUACAUUUCCUGCGUUGUGCUCUUCGGCGCUUGCAUUGAAGGUGUCGUUUUGAGAGACAAGUUUGGGGAUUCGGUGAAAGGGAACCUGGUGAUCGGCACUCUAUCUUGGCCUUCUCCUUGGGUCAUUGUCAUCGGCUCUUUCUUCUCCUGCUGCGGGGCGGGACUCCAGAGCCUCACCGGCGCCCCCCGCCUGCUGCAGGCCAUCGCACGCGACGGCAUCGUGCCCUUCCUGCAGGUGUUUGGUCACGGUAAAGCCAACGGAGAGCCUACCUGGGCCCUUCUGCUGACCGCGGGCAUCUGCGAGAUUGGGAUCCUCAUUGCCUCCCUGGACGCCGUGGCCCCCAUCCUCUCCAUGUUCUUCCUCAUGUGUUACCUGUUUGUGAACUUGGCCUGCGCUGUUCAGACGCUGCUGCGCACCCCAAACUGGAGGCCCCGCUUCAAGUUUUACCACUGGGCCCUGUCCUUCCUGGGAAUGAGUCUGUGCCUUUCCCUGAUGUUCAUCUCCUCCUGGUUCUACGCCCUGGUGGCCAUGCUCAUCGCCGGAUGCAUCUACAAGUACAUCGAGUACAGAGGGGCAGAGAAGGAGUGGGGAGACGGAAUACGCGGCCUGUCCCUCAACGCUGCCCGCUACGCCCUCCUCCGCCUAGAGGAGGCGCCACCCCACACCAAGAACUGGAGGCCUCAGCUGCUGGUGCUGCUCAACCUGGACUUGGAGCUGUGCGUCAAGCACCCCCGCCUCCUCUCCUUCACCACCCAGCUGAAGGCCGGCAAAGGCCUCACUAUUGUGGGCUCCGUGCUGGAGGGCACCUACUUGUCCAAGGAGCUGGAAGCCAAGCGGGCCGAGCAGAACAUCAAGUCGUCCAUGUCUGCAGAGAGGACCAAGGGGUUCUGCCACGUGGUCGUGUCCUCCAACAUGCGCGACGGCUUCUCCCACCUCAUCCAGUCGGCUGGCCUGGGCGGCAUGAAGCACAACACGGUGCUGAUGGCUUGGCCUGGGAGCUGGAAGCACGCGGACGACACCACUUCCUGGGCGAACUUUGUCGAAACGGUGAGGGAGACCACGGCAGCCCAUCAGGCCCUCCUGGUGGCCAAGAACGUGGACAACUUCCCCCCGAACCGGGACCGCCUGGCCGAAGGCACCAUCGACGUCUGGUGGAUCGUGCAUGACGGGGGCCUUCUCAUGCUGCUCCCCUUCCUGCUCCGACAGCACAAGGUGUGGAGGAAGUGCAAGAUGCGGAUCUUCACCGUGGCCCAGAUGGACGACAACAGCAUUCAGAUGAAGAAAGACCUGCAGAUGUUUCUGUACCACCUGCGGCUGGAUGCUGAGGUGGAGGUUGUGGAAAUGCACGACAGCGACAUCUCAGCCUUCACCUACGAGAAGACCCUGGUGAUGGAGCAGCGCUCUCAGAUGCUGAAGCAGAUGCAGCUGUCCAGGACGGAGCGCGAGAGAGAGAUUCAGAGCAUCACCGACGAGUCUCGCAGCUCCAUCCGGAGGAAGAAUCAGGGCACAGGCCAGAGCCAGCAGGGCGUCCAGCUCGAUGACACGAGAGAGGACGAGGCCCAGCUGAUCCACGACAGGAACAUGGCAUCCCACGGCGGCGUCAACGACAAGAGCGAGGCCGCCCCCGAACGGGUCCACAUGACCUGGACCAAAGAGAAACUCUCGGCCGAGCGAAGCCGCAACCGCGAGGCCAACGUGGCCGUACGCGACCUGUUCAGCAUGAAACCAGAGUGGGAGAGCCUCAAUCAGUCCAACGUGCGCAGGAUGCACACCGCAGUCAAGCUGAACGAAGUGGUGGUCAACAAGUCCCAGGACGCCCAGCUGGUCCUCCUCAACAUGCCAGGGCCACCCAAACACAGGGGAGGAGACGAGAACUACAUGGAGUUCCUGGAAGUCCUGAUGGAGGGACUGAACAGGGUGCUGCUGGUGCGAGGCGGGGGCCGUGAAGUCGUCACCAUCUACUCAUAACGCUGGCGUGUAGGCCGCCACCAUGGAGCAGCCGGGCAUUAUGGGAAGCCUGUAUGGCGGUUGUAGGGCGUGCAUUGACAGAGGGGGUGAGCCGUGUUUCAGGACAGUGUUUUAGAAGUGUGCUUCGGGACAACACGGUUAAGGACAGCGGAUGCCCAGUGCACCGUCCCACCGAUGGAAAAUAGCGUACUGACACUUUAAUCGCAACGUUUCCAUGUUUAUGGUUCCUUGUAUUCAUAUUCUUCUACAUGUGUUUGUGUUCCAUUUUGAACACUUUUUUUAAAUGUUUGUUUUUAUGUGCAUAAGUUCAGCUAAGGACAACUGUGCGAAAAUGAAAUUAGUCUUGUGUUUCUUUUCGGUGUUCGUCAAGGUAAAUGAGAUUGGCCAAAGGAUACGGCGGAGCACUGGUUUCUGUUUGACUGCUGAAGCAGCUUUAUGAGAGCCCUCAUAAGGCGAUUCAUUGUCCCGUGCAGCACUGUGUGCGUAUGUGUGUGUGUGUGUGUGUGUGUGUGUGUGUGUGUGUGUGUGUGUGUGUGUUUGUGUGUGUGUGUAAACAUGGGUUCUUUAUCAGUCUCCCUGUUGUACUGGGUGGUAUUUACCUGUACAUGCAUGCACAUACUACCUAGGCUUGGGUGUCGGACUGAUGUGGGCCAGUCCUUGCUGUCGUCGGGGAAAGUCUACCGCAAAAGACCCCAGAACCACCUCUGGAUGUCUCUUUUCUAGUUCCAAAAUGUCUUUUUAAAGACAAGUAGAAAACAGCUUCGCUCAGGAGGUUCCGGUUCUCCAUUCGGCCUUUUCUCCGUCUUCUCAGCUGGUAGAAGCAGUUAGCGGUUCUGUUCAUUUUUAAGCGCAUACCAGAGUCAGAGAGCGCUCUCGUGUUUUAUUAAAGGGAUUUUUCCGUGCGUGAGGAAGGUCUUGUUUGUGUGCGUUGUAGAAUAGUGUGUGGCGUCUUCGGGUGCUCGCAGAGUGGACAAGUAGUCGCGGACGUGCAACGCUUGACUUACAUAUCAGCAUUACGAGAAAGAGCAGGUUCGGGGAACGUGAGAAAGCCAUUUACCACCGUAAACGUUACAGUUGCGUCUCAAAAAAUCAGAGAACAGCCAUAGCAAAUGGGAAACAGCCAUAGCUCAGCUCCACGCUGAGGGAGCGGAACGCUGCUCUUGAGUCCGCGGCGUGUUUCAUUCGCAGCCCUACCUACACAGCGGCUGAAUAAACGUAAACUAUGCAACGUGUUAUACAUUUUUGCUAUAAUGCACUGUAUUAUAAAUCCUGCAGUAGUACAUUUGUAUCUGGUGUGCAAUAUUACUGCAGCUUAGAGAUGAAUGUUGUCUGAAAAAAGUUCUAGGGAAGUGAAAAAGUAAUGCACAUGUUUUAUAGCCCUUUUAAAUUAUUUAUUUUUGCUUUGUCUGCCCGUAACAGUGGUCGGAAAAGUUGUCACCAGUUCAGGUGAUGGGUUUGUUCACAGCUUCGCAUGUCUGUAAGAGCCUUAUGAGCACCAGGUUCUUUGAUAAAAGCCAUACUCUUCUGCAUCCGAGUCUUACUUGUUCGUCUGAGUUACUCUGAAGUUACUGCACACAACAGGGGUGGUGUGAUUUUAUUUCUGAGCAACUGUCAUUGUGAGAAAAUAUUAAAGUUUAGCUCAGCGGAGCAUCUUUCUGAAUAACACUGUGUUGAUCUUAUUAACUGUGCUGUUUCUUGCUGUUUGAUUAUAUAUCUGGCAGUGUUAGAUAUAAACUGGAACUGAAAAGGGGUCUUCUGUCCUGGUCCCAGAGGACCACCAUGACUUUGGGUUUUCAGACACUCUUUAAUCACAUGCAACGUUAGCGUCAGUGUGAAGGGAGUCUAAAUGAGCUUGGACAGGAAAAUUAUUACUUGAGCAAAAAUCCUCCUGUAUGCUCCCCCUUUGAGGCCUGCGCUGAAGGAUGGUGGGAGCAGAAGAGAUGCUGUUGUAACUGGUGUGGGUUUCACCACCCCGAGAAACUUUGCACAACAUUAGAACCACCUCCUCUUUGCAUACAUACUAUUGAGUCGCUCAAGACUACAUUUCCCAGUGUCCUCUAGGCCCUGCUCACCCAUUGGGUCAAAGCCUUGGAUGCAUUACCGUAUAGGUCUCUAUAGGUCACUAGACAGUCAAAGUGGCAGAAGUGUAUGACCCGGUAUAACCCGGUUGUCAGAGGAGCGUUACAUUGCACUUGAACCGUUCCACUAUUUAGCACCUCAUGAAUAACCCCAGUAUGAGUUGUGAAUCUCCAGGCCAUUAGAUCUAUGUCUUGUAAUAGAUGAUUUAUCUACAAAGCAACCAGUUUUCUUUUAAUGACAUGUCAAAUGUAUCAUACUUUUUAGGUUGUGAGGUUUUAGGUGUCCUCAUGGAUUGUUACCAGCUGUGUACAGGGGAGAAAAAAAACGUGCCAAAAGAAUGAACAGAAAUUGUGGAAGUACUUGCUUUUCUGCAUCCGCCUGCGGUGCAUCGUGAAACGGCCAAACUGGUUGCUUUCUCGCGAGGGUACUGAGGUUUGGCAAAACACGAGGGUGACGUGAAGCGGUUGAACGGCACACAGUUCUACUCAUUAAUAAGUAAAUCUGUCUUCUCAUAAAAGGAGCUGAAAGUGUGCGGAGUUCAUCGAGGAUGAGCGAUGAGCCGUGUCUUAAUGACCGGAGGACCGGUGUCCGCUUGGGAGAAGAGCAAACCGAAGCUAAAGGCUGUGGUGGUAACCAAACGCACGGGGUCAGAAAAGACGUUCCCGAAUGAGACAAACAUCUCCAGCGCUUGUCGCCAGCGAGUACCAGCUGACGGCUACCGAUUCGAUGUGACGGCCUGGUUUCCCACGACGGACACCGGAGGGUCCCAGCAGCCCUCUUCUGAGCCAGAUGUCUCGGGUGUCCUGCAGCAGCACGAGGACAGGCUGCCUGUUAUUUUACAUGUAGGGAAUGUCUGUCUCCCUUUCUACUUCCACUGUUUCUGUUACCAUUUUUUAGCUUUGCAGUAUUUUGUUACCAGAACGUUGUAUUUUUCUACAGCAUGUUGCGAGAAAUGUGCGACGGUUGGUUUUUUAGAGUAGGCCGAGUUGAUCGGUAUCCGCAUCGGUGUUUUCCUGCGCUCGCGUUUUCUUUUGAAAUCCACGUCUGUGUCGUCUGUGAUCGUAGUGUAUGAAAGUAAGACUGACUUUGGGGGGGCGGUGGGUGAUGUGAUGUAAUGUGGAGUGGCAGUUUAUGGUAUGAAACGUGCGUAGAUAUGUUUUCAGCCACACGGGGAACACCACGCGAGUGACCCUCGCGUUUCCUCGUUCCUCUCGGUUUCUUUUCUGGCUCCUCUCCGGUUCCUCUCGCUUCGCUUGGGAUGCGAAGAAGAGCGGAUGAAGGGAACGGGGAAAAUGGCUCGCGUCACGCAAAUUGUUCAAGGCGUUCCGUUGGAAAAUGCGCUGUCGAGGUUUAACCCACCAAAGAUUAAUGAUUUGUUGAGUCUGUGGCAGGGAUCCAGCAUCUGGAACGCACAGCUUGGAUUAUUUGAGCAAAACAGCAGCAGAAGAAGUGUAAAAGUGAGAGGCUCAGCAAAGGGGUUCAGAAUAAAGCGAGCUGAUCGCGUCUCCUUGAUGUAGGAGAUGGAGUUAUGAGGUCGGCCUUAUGGUAGCCACUAAUGAUACUGAAGUCAAGAUUUAUGAGUGGCAACAAUCUUUCAUUAUUAUUAUUAUUAUAAUUACUACAUGCUAGAAAAAGUAGCCGUCAUUGAAUAUUGGCCCGCGGCUCCUUUUUCACAUUUAACGUGCAACUUCAAAGUCGGCUCUGGAGGAUACACAAGGGAGUCAGCGUUCAUCCACGGUCAUUGCGGUCACUGCACUGUCUGCUGCUGUUUAGCUGUAAAGCCCUUUACGGACUCGUAGGAUGUUACUUGUGGGUGCACAGGUAGUGGAGAAUAGCCCUUUAACUUAAAUUUGUGCCUCUGAGUAAUUAAUAAAGUGCUGAACGAUACCAGGCCGACUCUGCGUUUCAUUGUCAUCACAUCUUUGUUCCAAGGUUUCCCUGUUUGGGUCUGAUCACAUUUCGUAGUGCAAAGACAGACCUGACAAGUGAAUCACAACAAGAUUAAAUGACCAUGUUUUAGUGGGUAAGUCAGCACAGUUGAGCUCAGAGUCAAUGUGGAAAUCACAGUGACUAUGAAUAUUUUUCUGUCUGUUUGUUGUCUCUCUCUCUCACACACACACACACAUUUUCCUUGCUUUCUCUGCAAAUACAUACCAACAUAGAUCAUU
Molecule: messenger RNA, 7738 nt
Organism: Scleropages formosus (Asian bonytongue)
Lineage: Eukaryota; Metazoa; Chordata; Actinopteri; Osteoglossiformes; Osteoglossidae
Gene: slc12a7b
Product: solute carrier family 12 member 7b
Exons: 26
Coding region: 120-3491 (1123 amino acids)
Biological process (GO): potassium ion import across plasma membrane; chloride ion homeostasis; chloride transmembrane transport
Cellular component (GO): plasma membrane
Molecular function (GO): potassium:chloride symporter activity
Source: RefSeq, a predicted model, not a curated record